Messenger RNA from Anopheles cruzii, 2634 nucleotides. Its product is annotated as DNA repair protein complementing XP-C cells-like. Gene Ontology annotation, biological process: mismatch repair; nucleotide-excision repair. Gene Ontology annotation, molecular function: single-stranded DNA binding; damaged DNA binding. The coding region runs from base 1 to 2634 and encodes 877 amino acids. The record is from RefSeq and is a predicted model, not a curated record. Gene Ontology annotation, cellular component: XPC complex; cytoplasm; nucleus. NCBI's taxonomy places the organism in Eukaryota, Metazoa, Arthropoda, Insecta, Diptera, Culicidae. The transcript has 3 exons.
AUGAAUCCUUUGCCAAGAGGGAGAUUAAAACGAUUGCUGGUAAAAGGAAAGGACCAACCGUGUAUCGGAACCGAAUACGAAUCGAUCAAACGAUGUAUUGGUAGUACAUCAAAUUCCGUGCAAUAUAAUGAUCCAUCACCGACGCCGAUCGAUACCAAUGAAGGUGAAGCAAGAGUGUUUCGAUCCUGCGAGCCAGAUUGUGCCAGUGAUUCCGAUGCUAGUAGCGUUGGCGAUCAUCUCGUCGAUCCUGAGGAAUUAGACUUGAAUGGUGCCUUUUUUAGUCAAACAUUUCAAAGCAAGCCAGUGAUCUGCGCUCAUGCAACGGAGUUUUCGAUUGAAAGCGGUGAGUCCAACCUGGUGGACAGCUACGAGCAUGGUUCAGCCGCUACCUCUGAUGAGGGGAACGAAAAGAUGUACCAGAUAUUUUCACAGCUCACAGAGUUUGAUCGACGUAUCAACGCCGUCAAUGACGCUCGGGACAUGGCUUUGGCGGGAUCACAAUUUGCUCUACCCCAAAACACAUUGUAUGAUGGGUUUGAUGUUACGACAAUGCUCACACAAAUCGAAGGAAUUACGAAUUGCUUUGCACCUGAUGAAGCUGAUCGGAACUGGGAAACGGUGGAGGACAACGAUCAUGGAGGACGUCAUUACGAGGAGGAUAACAGUAGUAUUGAAAUUUUCGUCACAAACACACAACACAAACCGGGCCGGAUACUGGACGUAGCACAGAGCUUAAGGAGAUUAGAGCAGGAAAAACGAAAAGCACAAUAUCUGGAGCAACACAAAGUACACCUUUUGCUGCUUUUGAGCCAUGGAAUACAGGUCAACCAAAUACUAAACUCGUGUGUUGUCGAGCACGAUCAGGAACUUUAUGAGUUGAUUCAAAACAGCACACUACCGGCGAUCGAGAGAAUCGAUCAGCAAUUUGUAGAAGCGAUAGUUGACCACUUUCGGAAAAAUGUCAAACUUUGUAGCCAAGCCCCGAAACGAAGGGGUGUUAAAAUCAAACAAGGAAUCGGAAAACAGCUUCGCUAUCGGGAGGCAUCCGGUAGAACCAUGCUAAACUACAGCCUCCUCACCUUGUUACGUUUUCUAACCGUCCGAGCGAGGCUAGUCCUUUGUCUUGACGUUGUGCCCAAACACCCACCUGCCCAAAAGGCAACGAAACAUGUGCGUAGCACCAGGACCAUACCAGCGGCCGCCCAUGGUCGGUAUGGGAACGUGCCUUUAACUACAUCGGAAAUAUUGAAGCGCAAACCAGAAAUCCAAAGAAUAUUUCAGCUGCCCCAGAUUGAUGGUGCCGAUGAUGAAUUAAAUGAGCGAACCGAAUUGCCCAUCAAAAAGGGACGUUUGGAUUGUAAACCUCGCCUUUGGAGGCUAAAGGCUACAUCGAAAUCCGAAGUAGCGGACUCAAAUAAGCAACCACCGGCGGGCAUUGAAGUCGAAAAAAUUGUAUCAUCUAAGUUUUUUAGGAAGAAAGCUCUCUCCGUUCGGCUCCCCAAAAUCGAUUCAGGAAAAUGUCGAACAGUGGCCAAAAACGAAACUUCUAAGUUAUCAAGAUUGAUGAAACGAAAAGCACCUAAGGAUGAGCAAGGUAAUACUAAAAGCAAGAUUCCUAAAGCGCGUCUGCCCGAGCUGAAUACUUGGAUAGAGUGUUUCUUGGAGCAAGAAAAACGAUGGACAGUAAUCGAAGCGCGCCUGGAAGGGAUCGAUUGUAUGGACCAGGUGAUUGACCGAAUCUUGGAUCCACCAUCGUACGUGUUCGCCUGGGAACGGGAUGAAACGAUCGUCGAUGUGUCGCAGCGCUACUCGUGGCGGAAUGAAGCGCAAUCCAAGCGGCAAAGGGUCGAUGAGAAAUGGUUGAAGAAAGCUCUCACCCGCUACAAACCUCCGAUGCUGGAUGAAGCGCUCCUAUUGGAGCAACGCGAGUUUCGUCAAUUGAAAUUUCGUGCGCCAAUGCCAAAAACUAUCGGACAUUUUAAGAACCAUCCUUCCUACUGCCUGAAGAGGGAUUUGCAAAAGUUCCAGGCCAUCUACCCACCGGAUGCGCCACCGUUGGGAUUCAUUAACGGUGAACCAAUUUAUGCUCGGGAGUGCGUGCAGACUUUGCACUCGCGUGAAGUGUGGUUAAGGCAUGCGAAAGUAAUCAGACUGCACGAAGAGGCGUAUAAAAUUGUAACAUCCAAGCUGCGUCGUGUACAGGUUUUGCUUGAACUGUUUGGUUACUGGCAAACGGAGGACUACGUGCCGCCGGAGCCGGUCGACGGUAUCGUGCCUCGCAAUGCGUACGGGAAUAUCGAAAUAUUUAAGGAUUGCAUGCUGCCGAAAGGAACAGUUCAUCUGAAACAAUACGGCCUGUCACAUAUUUGUCGAAAGCUGCGUAUCGAUUAUGCCGUUGCGGUGGUCGGAUUCGGAAUCCACGCGGGAGGAAAUCAUCCCAUCUUUGAUGGUGUUGUCAUUUGCGAAGAACACAAAGAUCGUUUACUGGAGGCGUGGGAACAGCAUCAGGUAGAAGCGGACCACAAAAAACAAGAAAAGAAACAGCAACGGGUGCUAAAUAAUUGGGUGAAGCUAGUUAAAGGUUUAUGGGUGCGAAGAAGACUCAAAAAUAAAUACAACUUCGAUGGAAUGUGA